UCACCUGCAGGACCUGAAGCCCGUCCAGGACAAGCAGAAACACCAUGCUCUAUCGGGGACUGGAGGGGUUUGUAGCAGCUGUGGCCCCUUUUAACUUCACUGCUAUUGGUGGAAACCUGGCAGGUACUCCAGCUCUGAUGGGUAAUGUGGUACUGUGGAAGCCCAGUGACACCGCCAUGUCUGCCAGCUACGCGGUCUACAAAGUCCUGAGGGAGUGUGGUCUUCCCCCAAACAUCAUACAGUUUCUACCAGCGGACGGUCCGGUGUUCGGAGACGCCGUCACCUCCUCUGAGCACCUGGCAGGCAUCAACUUCACCGGCAGCGUCCCGACGUUCAAGCGUCUUUGGAAGCAGGUGGCCCAGAACCUGGACACCUACAGGACCUUCCCUCGACUGACAGGAGAGUGCGGUGGGAAGAAUUUCUACUUUGUCCACAAGUCAGCGGAUGUUGAGAGCGUGGUGAAGGGCACGAUUCGCUCAGCGUUCGAGUAUGGAGGGCAGAAGUGUUCGGCCUGCUCCAGGAUGUACGUACCAGACGGCCUGUGGCCACAGAUCAAACGGGGGCUUCUGGACAUCCACAGCAACAUCAGAGUGGGAGACCCUGUGGAAGACUUCAGCACCUUUUUCUCAGCUGUGAUCGAUGAGAAGUCGUUUGUUCGGAUAAAGACGUGGCUCGACCGUGCCAAGUCCUCCUCUAAUUUAAACGUCAUCGCUGGAGGUAACUGUGACGACAAGACGGGUUACUUUGUGGAGCCGACCAUCAUCGAGACCACAGACCCACAGGACGCCAUCAUGAACGAGGAAAUCUUUGGGCCUGUUCUGGCAGUUUAUGUUUAUCCUGAGAAACACUACAAAGAGGUGCUGCAGCUGAUAGACAACACAUCCCCGUACGCCCUGACAGGAGCAGUGUUCGCUCAGGACAAGGAGGUGAUCGCCGAGGCGGCUGAAGCCUUAAGAAACGCUGCAGGGAACUACUACGUGAAUGAUAAAUCCACCGGCUCCGUUGUGGCUCAGCAGCCAUUCGGUGGCGCCAGAGCUUCAGGAACCAAUGACAAACCCGGAGGUCCUCACUACGUCCUGAGAUGGACGUCGCCGCAGGUGGUGAAGCAGACCCACGUCCCCCUCACAGACUGGAAGUACCCCUACAUGGACUGAGGUGGGGUCCGGUACUGCAGCCUGCUGGUCCAAUCGGAGCCCUCCGUCCCUCAGCUGAUUCUCCAAUCACCAACAACACAUACAUGUAGACUCGUGUGACGUGAAAUGAAGCGUCUCCCCGCUGUCCCUCUGUCUCUGCACUGAGCCUGGACGUGAGUGUAUCUGAGGAGUCUUCCAUCUAGAAACUGCAAACCACCAAAGUGGAGCCGAUCGUGCCGAUCCUCGCGGCUCACACCUGAUCUCACCUGCUGGUUCCUCACUUACAGAAUCUUCACUUGUUGCUCAGUGACGUCGGUCGUCAGAGACGAGGAGUAGUUUCAGUGUUUUCUCUGAAUCAAAUUAGAGCUCAAACUAUCAGUCGAUUCGUCAAAAUAAUCUGCAACAGUUUUUAACAAUCGAUUUAAUCAUUUGAGGGGGUUUUUUUAAGCUCAAAUGGAAAAAUUCUCUGAUUCCAGCUUCUGAAUUCUGAAUAUUUUCUUACUCUUCUGUGAUAAUAAACUGAUGCUGGUUGGACAUUUA
Molecule: messenger RNA, 1673 nt
Organism: Siniperca chuatsi (mandarin fish)
Lineage: Eukaryota; Metazoa; Chordata; Actinopteri; Centrarchiformes; Sinipercidae
Product: delta-1-pyrroline-5-carboxylate dehydrogenase, mitochondrial-like
Exons: 10
Coding region: 45-1154 (369 amino acids)
Molecular function (GO): L-glutamate gamma-semialdehyde dehydrogenase (NAD+) activity
Source: RefSeq, a predicted model, not a curated record